UGCACCAUUUCCUCCUAUAAAGCCACCCACCACAUCCCAUGUCCCCGCAAAGCGAACACUGCCUUCGCCGGCGAACGUCCAAUCAUCCAAGCCACCCUCGCCGCCGCCGCCGCCCUCGUUUUCCGGCCAUGGCGGUGACAAAGCUCAACCCAUCAGCGGCGCCGUUCCACUGCUCCCGCCGCCACCUGUUCUUCGCGCCGCCGCCUCCUCCUCCUCCUCCCAUGCCGGCGUACCAGUACCACGCCACGGGCGCGUGCGCCGCGGCGGCGCCGCCACCUUUCCCCUUCUUCGCCACCUACUCCUGCGCCUCGCUCCCGUUCCACGGUCACCUCUACCCACCGUGCGGGUACCAGGCGCAGAUGGGGCCUGCGCCGCCGGGCGCGGCGUUCGCCAAGGGCGUCCUCGCCGCGGCGCCGCCGCCGCCGCACGGCCGCCCUCCGCACAAGCUCAUGGUGUGCAAGGGCGCCCCCACGGUCACCGACGUGAAGCUGCGCGCGCAGGCGCGGGCGGCGGCGCGUGUGGGCGUUGCCGCCGCCGUGCGGGGGUGGCGACCGGCGCCGGCCACCGCGGGGCCUCCCCGGAUGCUGGUGGCCGCCGCGCCAUGCGGGAUGCUGCACCCGGCCGCCGUGGCGAGGCGGCGGGGCAUGAGCAAGGUGUACAAGCCCCGGAAGCCGCAGCGCGCCGGGAGGGAGCGGUCGCCGUCGCCGUCGCCGGUGUUCACGACGAGGCCGAUGUCGCCGACGCCGCCGAUGCAGAAGCUGAAGCCGGCGCACACCACCGUCAUGGUGCGCAACAUCCCCAACAAGCUCACGCGCUCGGACAUGGUGCGGCUGCUCGACGACCACUGCGCCCGCGAGAACAGGCGGCGCGGCCGCGGCGGCGAGCCGCGCGCGGAGUACGAUCUCGUCUACGUCCGGAUGGAUUUCGGGAUGUGCAACAAGGAGAGGAGCAGCAACAUGGGCUACGCGUUCGUCAACUUCACGACGGCGGAGGCGGCCCGCGGGCUGCAGCGCGCGCUCCACGGCUGCCGCUGGAAGCGCUCCGCCUUCGACUCCGGCAAGAUCAUCGACAUCCGCGCCGCGCGUAUCCAGGGGAAGGACGCGCUGGUGAGGCACUUUGGGCGGACGACAUACUACGAGUGCGACACCGACGAGUACCUCCCGGCCGUGUUCUCGCCGCCGCGUGACGGGUCCACCGCCGGCGCCGGCGCGCCGUCGCCGCCGGCGGUCAAGACCGUCGGCAUCCGUGUGCCCCCUCGGCCGAUCACGCUGCUCACCCACCGCGGCAACGUCAACUGAUCGAUCGAAGAAACGAUCGUGCUCGUGUCGAUCGAUCAAGUUCGUGUGUCUACCGUCUCGAUCUGAGUCAAACCAAGCAAUGCAACAGCAGGUAGCUAGGUCAGGUGACUAGUGACAGUAGUAGUAGCUUCGUUUUUUUCGUUUAGCUCGUUCGUUCGUUUUUCUCUUCUUGUCUCGUGCCGGUUUAGUGGUAGAGUGGCACGGUCAAAUCCGAAGUCUAGGCAUGCCUUCCCUUUCCCAUUCGGUGCAAUGCAAUGCACCGGCAGCAGCGAGGACGGGAAGGCUGGGAGACUUUGGACAAUAGCGUAGUACUACCAUGUACUGUGUGCUCUUCUUUGCUCUCUCUCUCUCUCUCUCUCUCUGGUCUGUACUACACUCUGUAGCAUGUGUAACGUGGUGGUAGCAAUGUAGCAUGUCUCGAUU
Molecule: messenger RNA, 1721 nt
Organism: Oryza sativa Japonica Group (Japanese rice)
Lineage: Eukaryota; Viridiplantae; Streptophyta; Magnoliopsida; Poales; Poaceae
Product: protein MEI2-like 7
Molecular function (GO): RNA binding
Source: RefSeq, a predicted model, not a curated record